AUGCCCAACAGAAUCCAGAAUUCUGUAGUCACUCCAAAUAUGAAUUCAAACCCUUCUCACCCAAAGGUGACGGCCACCCAUGCCCCACCUGCUAGGCCCAAAAGACCAUCCAAGGGCCGGGUUUUCCAGUGUACCGGGUAUCCUGAUUGCAAUAUGUCUUUCACGCGGUCGGAGCACUUGGCAAGACACUUGCGUAAACACACUGGUGAGAGGCCCUUCACCUGUCCUCAUUGCUCAAAAAGCUUCUCUCGCUUGGACAAUCUUCGCCAACACAAACAGACUGUCCAUGCUUACGAAGCACUGCCCAUGCAUGGUCAUAAGGAUGACUACCAAGACAUACAUCAGCCCGAAACUCCCUACCAUUCAUCAACAAGUUCCUAUGGCGGAACUCCUUUGCAGCCUGUUUUAAUCUCUCCAGCUGACUCCGCAUCUCCAAAUGCACACUAUCAAGACGGUAGACCCCAACAAUAUGUGCAAUACGACCAAGGUCUCAAAAUUCCUUCACAUCAGUUCAAGCCGAAGAGAAGACCAAGGCCGUUGUCUCUUCUGCAUUCAUUCGUCGACCAGAGUAAUUCAUCCCCCGAUACAAUGAACCUCCUGCGCCCGCCGUUGCACUCGGCUCCCCCUAUUCCUUUUAACAAACAACGUAAUGUGGUCACCUAUCCAUCAAGCUCCAAUUUGAUCCCAAGCAUGGUUUCGCCUUUGUCGCCCUUAUUUCAUCAAUCAUUCAGCCAGGUGGGAUCUAGGGGAACAUCGACGCUACCACCCAUUACGUCGCAGAAUAACGUGUCUCAUCUCACAUCCCCAUAUGCAUCUUCAACAUUCAGGUUUACUCAGUCAAGCUUGAAGCUGCCUGCAACCCUCCCCUCAGUAAAGCAGUUGUGUCUCAGCAAUCGCAAUAUGAACAGCUCGAACGAUACGACUGGCCCGCCUGCAAAUGUGAGCCCUGCCACGUCGAAGGAAAGUUUAAAAGACUAUAAAGACGAAAACCGUAAGAGCUGGCUUCAAGGUGUACUUAAUGAUGACACUAACCAACCUAGCACCAAAGAUGCCCCAGCACCUGAAAGACAUAACUCGACCUCGGACACGAAAAAGGCGACCAUAACUAGCUUACUAUCUCCAUAA
This is a messenger RNA of Meyerozyma guilliermondii ATCC 6260, 1125 nucleotides long. RefSeq names its product transcription factor BCR1 (gene BCR1). Lineage: Eukaryota; Fungi; Ascomycota; Pichiomycetes; Serinales; Debaryomycetaceae. The coding region runs from base 1 to 1125 and encodes 374 amino acids. Gene Ontology annotation, biological process: regulation of transcription by RNA polymerase II. The transcript has a single exon. Gene Ontology annotation, molecular function: RNA polymerase II cis-regulatory region sequence-specific DNA binding; DNA-binding transcription factor activity, RNA polymerase II-specific. The record is from RefSeq and is a predicted model, not a curated record.